This is a messenger RNA of Thecamonas trahens ATCC 50062, 4207 nucleotides long. Its product is annotated as protease. The transcript has a single exon. Lineage: Eukaryota; Apusomonadida; Apusomonadidae. The coding region runs from base 32 to 4171 and encodes 1379 amino acids. Gene Ontology annotation, molecular function: serine-type endopeptidase activity. The record is from RefSeq and is a predicted model, not a curated record. Gene Ontology annotation, biological process: proteolysis.
CCCUGUCACUCUGCGUUCGACAGAAGGUCGGAUGAUGGUUGCAGGCGUGGUAGUUCUCGCCAUACUCGCCUUGGCCCUGCCUCCAUGCUCCGGUGAGUCGCAUGGUCUUGGUGUCCCGGUCGAAGCAAAGGCCGCGGACAUUAGCCGGAGUGAUGGACAUAUGAUCCACGGCCGAGCUGGCGGAUACAUCUCCCGCGGUGCGGCGCUGCAUCUGCAUCACGCGUCAAUGUCCACGCUGCUCGCUGCUCCGCGGUCGUCAUCGUCGGCUGUGGACAAGACUCGCCGCGCCCAGUUCUUCAUCACCACCGCUGCUCAUCCGUCCGACGCUCUCAUCGCCGCUGUGCGCCCUGCUCUUGUCGGCUAUCUCCCGGCACGGACUCUGCAUGUUCACUGCGAGUCGCAGUUUGUCGACGACUUGCUCCUUCAGUUUGACGAGAUCGUCUGGGUCGGCGAUGUCCAAUCGCGUCAUCGCAGGCCGCGCGCCCGCCGCCGCCGCACUUCCCAACCGUCUGCCCGGCUUGACCUGAUCGUCGACCUCUCACCCGUUACUGUCGCCCAUGAGGCAUCCAGCGAGCUGCUUUCCCGCAUCCGUACCGUCCUUGCCCGCUGCGUCGCUGAAGCCGACGUGGAUCAGCCCUCGCCGCGAAAGCUCAGCAUCACCAUCACUGGUGCGGACGCCGCCAGCGUUGAGUGCGCGCUCGACGCCCUCGCCUCGGACUCGACCGUCGUCGCUGUCGAGCACCGCUCCGAGUAUGAGAGCAUGAACCGGCACGCUGCUUCACGCGGGCAGGCUGGCGAUCCGUCCGGCACCGCCUUUCCUUUUUGGGACGCCGGCAUCACCGGCGCGGGUGAGAUUGUGGCCGUUGCCGACACCGGUAUCGACACCAACAACUGCAUGUUCCACGAUCCAUCGACGCCGCUGGCCUACGACACGCCGCUCGCGGCCCAUCGCAAGCUCGCCAUGUACAUUAGGCACAAGGCCGAGCUGGCCUUUGAGACCGAUGUGCCGGCCGGCCACGGAACCCAUGUCACCGGCACCGUCGCCGGACUGGCAGACUGGAGCGCCUCCGCCUCCGCCAACGCCACCACCAACGCCAACAAAGGUCUCGCCUAUGGUGCGCGCAUCAUCAUGUACGACUUUGGCGACGAGUCCGAAGCGCUCCAUGUUCCUGCCGAUCUCACGGAUCGCUUCUUCAGCAUGCCGCACGGAGCCGGCGCCCGCAUCCACACCAACUCGUGGGGCUCGACCGGGUACUCGGGCUACAAUACCCACGCCCGCGACGUCGACACCUUUACAUGGAGCAAUCCUGACAUGCUCGUCAUCUUUGCUGCCGGCAAUCACGGUUCCGAUGGCUAUUCCUCUGUCCGAUCGCCCGGUACCGCCAAGAAUGCGCUCAACGUCGGUGCCCUCACCUCGACGGCUGAUGCCUACGCCGCGAGCGCCAAGUACCGCUACGCGCUCAUGGCGUCGGAUGCCGCCUCAGGUGUGCUCGUCAAGGCCUUGUACGGCGCACGGAUGGUCGGCACUGGCAUGGACGGUAGCAUCACCGGCCAAGUGGUGAUCAUUGAGGCCUGCGACGCGCCGCUAGCAGGUGUCAAUGGCAAGAUUGUGCUCCUCCUCUGCCCGUGCAGCAUCUGUUGGGACGCGUGCCCGUCUCUGGCGCCUCAUGACUCGUGCGCCAAGUCCAUCCAGGACGCAGGCGCGCUGGCAGUCAUCCACGAGAAAGCGUGGUACAUUGUGGGCGUUUCCGACACCCGGUCGGCGACUACCAUUCCGGUCCUCAUCGCCGACGGCAACGCGACCCUCACUCAUGCGCUGCAUGUGGCCAACGCCACUGGCAGCCUCGUCACGCUCUCCAACUACGACGGAAGCGUGCCGGCGUCGCCGUCGCCGGACGAUAUGGCUUGCUUCUCGUCGCUCGGGCCAGUCCGCGGCGAGCUGCGAAUCAAGCCUGACAUUGUCGCUGUCGGCGAUCCGGUUAUCUCUGCCCAUGCCAAUGGUCCGGGCAGCACCCCGUUCUGUGGCGAGAGCGCCGCGCUCCGUCCCGAGUCCGGCACCUCGAUGGCUGCCCCGGCAGUGGCCGGCCUGGCGGCGCUAGUGCGCCAGCAUUUGCGAUCGUCCAUUCCGUCGCCGUCAGGUGCACUUGUCAAGGCCUACCUUCUCAACUCGGCGAGCGCCACACCCGGCUCGACUGCAUCCGUGCCCCGAUCUCCGCUGGAUCCGUUGGGCGUGUGCGCGGUGGCGCCGGCGGCGUACGAUGCUGCGCCUACCCUCGUCCGCCGCUGGGGCGAGGGCUUUGGUGCUGCCAACCUCUCCGCGGUGGGUGAUUUUCAUUUUGUUGACAUCGGCCCGCAGCCGGCCGGCACCUCGCUCACCUACUGCUUCUCGGUCGCGGACAAGACUUCAGUCUCGGCCACGCUCGUGUGGACCGAUCCGCCGGCAUCGUUGGCGGCAGCCGUCACGCUUGUCUCUGACCUGGAUCUCACCCUGACUGCCUCGGACGCGGUGUAUGUCGGCAACGUUGGUCCUCGUGAUCAGGUUACCUACGAUCAGGACAACAACGUCGAGCGGAUCCGCGCCGUUGUCUCGGGCGCGUUCUCCCUCCGGGUCUUUGUCAACGCCGCGCCUGUCGGCCCGCAGCCGUUUGCGCUGGUGGUCAGCGGCGGAGGCGUGGUUAGCUUGGGAUCGUGCCCGGCCUCGUGCCCAUCCGCCACUGCCAGCGAGUGCUCCGGCUCUGGAAGAUGCAGCACUGCCACUGGCCGCUGCACGUGCGAGCCGUACGCUGCCGGCGCCGACUGCAGUAUUUCGGUCCGCGAGUACGCGGUUGGCAUCGACUCACUUGACUUUGCGCUCCACGCCGGCGAGUGGGACUUCGCGCGUUUCCCGCUCGCCCGCGUUCCCGACGGACAGGGCAUUGUUCUUGCUCUCUCCAAAACAUUUGUGUUUGUCGAAGGCUUCUUUAGCUUUGCUGGCAUCCCUGAUCUGCACACGGCCGAGCUCUCGUACUACUUUUACUACGACAACUCGUAUCUCAUCCCGGCGGCGGCCGUAACGAGCGCCAGAAGCUCAGGCGCCACGCAUCUGAACAUGGCGCUGCGCGGGCGACAGUACGCCGGCCUCUACUAUGGCAGCGUUGCUAAGAGCGUGUUUGCCAUGACGGCAGUCGCUGCAUCGUCCAAGCCGCCGCCGCCGCCGCCGCCGCAGCAUCCGCCUGGCCCGCGCACGCUCUGCAGCGGGCUGGAGACCAUCAGCUCAGCCAACGGCAGUUCGGGUAGCAUCGCCGUUCCAGCACCGUACCACGGCAGCAUUCCUUACGGCAACGACAUGGCAUGCGCGUGGCAGAUCUCAGCGCCGGGCAAGGACAUUGCCCUCCACUUUUCACGGUUUAGCACCGAGGCCGGCUACGACAUUGUCACCAUCGACGGCCAGCAGUAUAGCGGGGUCCACCUUGAUCUCACCGCGUCUAGCUCGAGCAACAUGUCCAUCGAGUUUACCUCCGACGGUAGGACCGCGCGGCCUGGCUUCAGUGCGCGUUGGGCAAUCGGGACCCGGUCGCCGCCGGCGUGCAAGGCGCCGAUGGUGAUCAAUGCAACAACAUCUGGCGUUGCCGGAGCUCUCGAGCUGCCAGGCCCGUACUCGGGUGUCCUCGAGUACGCCCACAACCUCGAGUGCGAGUGGCACUUUGACUUUCCGGAGCAGAGCCUGGUCCUCUCUUUGGACAAGAGCGCGUUUUCAACCGAGUCGGUCCACGACUACGUCACCAUCUUGCCAGCCGGCGUCGUGGUCUCAGGCAGUCUGGCAGCAUCGUCGCAGAUGGUAGUCCCGGGCGAUGCAAUUGUUCGCUUUCACUCGAACGGCGACGAGGCUCGGACAGGAUUCUCGAUUGGAUGGGCUCUGGCCGGCACGCCGCCACCACCGGGCACGGGCGCGCCGCCGCCGCCGCCGGACUCUGACAAGAGCUCGAGCUCGAGCGGAGCAGUGGCUGCCGCAAUCGCGAUUCCAGCAGCAAUUGUGCUCGCUGCAAGCCUUGCGGUCGGAGUGGUGUACUGGUGGCGGAAGAGCGGGCAGGCUGGCCAGACACUGUCAUCGUUUGUGGGCGAGCGGCUCAUGUGCCGUGGCGCAUCGACGACGCCGGCCGGUGGAGUGGGCGAUGUAGAGAUGGAGUGCUAGCUCAAAGCACGUCGUAUUGAAGGCACAGGGAGCAUA